UUUCGUUCUGAAAGUGUCAAACUGCAACUCUGCAGAAAAAAAGGAAAAAACGCAUCGCGCCAGGCAACAAAAAAACCACUCGCAAAAAAAUUCGGUCGCGUUGUUUCUCAUUCGUUUGGCUUCCUCUGUGAUCGGAUUGAAGCGUCCGCAUUUUGUUCGCAUGCGAAAAACAAAAAAACAUUCCUGUGGCUGUGCUGUUCGCGUUGUGAUUUAUUUGCCCUGAAAAGUAUCUAGGUACAAAAACAAUCGUCACUUGCCGCCGCCAAACAAAAUGGAAACCCGCGCCUCGAUAAGCCACAAUCCGACGCCCCAAGCGACGAAAGUGGCCGCAUCCGGUCCCAACGUGUGCCGUGUCUGCCUGCUUAGCGGAGGAGCGACCAUGGCCCCGAUGGAAUCCAUUUUCAGCCCCGUCAGCGAUUACGAGGAACAGACCCUGUUCAAUCUGCUGGUGGCCAUUUGUGCUCCUCUGGGGCAAAGGGAAACGCUGGCCAUUGGGGGCGCCCCGGAACGGAUCUGCCUUGGGUGCAAGUGGCGACUGUUGGCCGCCUACGAGUUGCACCGGACUUGCCUGCGCAGUGACGAUAAGCUGCGGGAGCGAAUUGAAGCCAUCAGGAAGAAGCAACAACCAGUUCCCGAGGGCGAAAUCCGAAUCAAGCAGGAAGUGCUGGACCCAGAUGAGCAAGACUUCAACCAAAACUCCACCGUUGAUGCGACAAAUUUCUCAUUCUUGCUUUCGGAUCACUAUUUGCCGGAGGCGGAAAGUACAAUGCAAAACAGCGAGCUGCUUGAGGAAAUGGCCCCCGCCGAAGAGGAAGUGGACCCGAAUGAGACGCUCUUCGAAGAGAACUACAAAACAAACGACAAGGGUGGCCACAUCUGCGGGAUUUGCGAGCAGGAAUUUACGUACAAAAGUCAGUGCCGGUCGCACAUCAUUACCAAACACGACCCGGCCAAGCCAUUCAAAUGUGACGUGUGCCAUUACACUUUGACGACGGAACUCCGUCUCAUAAGACACAAAGCCAUAACCCACGGAGUGGGAGUGUUAAAACCUGACGAUCAUUCCGAGGAAAUCGACGAAGCCGGUGAAACGAUCUACACCUGCAAAAUAUGUACCAAAACGUUCAAUUCUCUUGUCCGUUUCAAGAAGCACAAAAGCGUCCACGUGGCAUACAAUCGGCCUUUUAAGUGUGAUAUUUGCUUCUAUCGGUUCCCAAACCGGUCCCAAUUGACCCAGCAUGCCAAAGUACACCAGGAGAAGUCGGCCGAGGAUCAGGACAACGAUUGGCCUUGUGAGUAUUGCGAAGAGAAACUUCCUGGGAAGCGGGCCCACACGAUGCACGUUCGCCGGUUCCACCCGCAGGAGUUGCAGAACUCGGAAAACAAAGACCGAAACGAGUACAAAUGUAUCAUAUGUUCGGAGGCAUUCGCGCGGGAAAGUGUCCUGAACACGCACAUGAAAAUGCACGAACUGCUGGUGUUUGAGAAGGAGCGCGAGCAACGCCAAGAGUUGGAACUGCUCAUCAAGAAAGAAUCCCAAGCUCACUUCGGCGGAGGUGGUGCUAGUGGCCAGAGCGAACUCAUGGUGGCCGCCAGCAGUUACGAUAUGUCCUCGAUUAACGUCAAGAAGAAAAGCGAUGCCGACGUGGCGUUCGUUUGCAUGAUCUGCGAACAGGAGUUCGAGGAGCGAGAGUUACUGCUUCGGCAUCAGCGAAAACUUCACAAGGAGCUAGAGUUGAAUAUCGUUUCCGGAGCGCAGGAUGGGCAGCAACAGGCUCAAUCGGCAGACUCGACUUCCCCGAUGAAUGACUUCACGGACAGCUCGUUCGCCGUCGACGAUUCGGUGAUGAUCGUAGACCUGGAUCCAGCGCAGCUCCUCGGCCCGAUGGACUCCGAGUCUACCCAAAAGAAUCGUUCCGGUGCCCCCGUGCCCAAAUGUGAUAUCUGCCAUAAGACAUUCAUGUACAACUCUCUGCUGCUGCAGCACGUCAAAAACAGCCAUAGCGAGUCGAAACCGUUCGAGUGCAAGGUUUGCCGGAUGCGCUUCAGCUACCGGGGCCUGCUGCAGAAGCACGAACUUACACAUUCCGCACAGAAUAUCCGACCGGGCGAGCACGGAUCCAUGAUGUUCAAGUGCAAGGUCUGCUCGGCCCAGUUCCUGGAGAUGAAAUCCCUAACGGCACAUCUGAGAAUCCAUCGGCCGGGCGAUGGAAUCGUCGUGUCCAAAAAGGUGAACAUCUUCCAGUGUACCACUUGCCCGCAGGUUUUCAACGAGAAAGUCAAACUGGACGAGCACGUGGCCAAAGUUCACCACAAGCAGCAGCUGCAGCCCGGGGGAACUCACAUGCGCAUUAAGCCGGAUUUCCGUAGGGUUGCCGAACGGCAGCAGCCGAUGAGCGAGAAGGAACGAUUCUUCGGGAGCUUUGGGAUCGUCAAGCUGGAACAGAAGAAAGAUCGGGUUGGAAUGGAAACCUCUUGAGAUGGGGGAGGGUAGAAAGGACGGUUUGUAUUGGAAAGACUUAUUGUUAGUAUUUAGGCCAGUAGAUGUAUCAGUUGAUAAGUAUUUUCCGACUGGGAGACAAAUAGCUAUAGAAUUUGAUUCGCAUGUAGUUAGAAUGCGUUAUAACUACGUGGAUAUAUGUGGAAAACUUUAUAAGUGUAUGAUAUCAUUAUAAUAUAAAGAGGGACUAUAAUAAAGGAAUAUUCAUUUUUAUGCCAUAA
This is a messenger RNA of Aedes aegypti (yellow fever mosquito), 2718 nucleotides long. RefSeq names its product zinc finger protein 189. Gene Ontology annotation, molecular function: DNA-binding transcription factor activity, RNA polymerase II-specific; RNA polymerase II transcription regulatory region sequence-specific DNA binding; zinc ion binding. NCBI's taxonomy places the organism in Eukaryota, Metazoa, Arthropoda, Insecta, Diptera, Culicidae. The record is from RefSeq and is a predicted model, not a curated record. Gene Ontology annotation, biological process: regulation of transcription by RNA polymerase II. Gene Ontology annotation, cellular component: nucleus. The transcript is spliced from 3 exons. The coding region runs from base 272 to 2476 and encodes 734 amino acids.